Acanthochromis polyacanthus (spiny chromis) is the source of this 3721-nucleotide messenger RNA. RefSeq names its product E-selectin. Gene Ontology annotation, biological process: heterophilic cell-cell adhesion; response to cytokine; leukocyte tethering or rolling. Gene Ontology annotation, molecular function: calcium ion binding; sialic acid binding; oligosaccharide binding. The coding region runs from base 79 to 2880 and encodes 933 amino acids. The record is from RefSeq and is a predicted model, not a curated record. The transcript has 17 exons. Lineage: Eukaryota; Metazoa; Chordata; Actinopteri; Pomacentridae. Gene Ontology annotation, cellular component: membrane; external side of plasma membrane.
CUCCCUGAAGGGCAUAUGAUGUUGCUUUGUCAUUUAUCGUCUGCAAAGACUAACUGAAGACAGGUCAAACGUCAUCAGAUGUCAGCUGAUAUGAGACUAAACGUGCAUCACAGGCUGCUGAUAGCUGCACUGGUUGUGUUUGCUCAAGAGCUGAGCAGCAGAGGAGGAGCUCAGGCCUGGACGUACAACUACAGCACCAGUCCGAGCCGGAGAUGGCUGGAGGCCCGUCAGUGGUGCCGGGAGCACUUCACCGACAUGGUGGCCAUCCACGACCAGGAGGAGACCGACUUCCUCAACGAGCUGCUGCCGCGCAACUCCAAAUAUUACUGGUUAGGGAUUCGCAAAAUGGCUGGAGUGUGGACCCGGGUAGAAACCAAUGAGAAUGUCCCUGAAGAGGUCCAAAACUGGGCGACAUCGGAGCCGGAUAGUAUCUCAGGUCAGGACUGUGUGGAGAUUUACAUCAAGAGGGAGAAAGAUACAGCCAAGUGGAACAACGAGAAAUGCCAACAAAGGAAGGGAACCAUCUGCUACUCUGCUUCUUGCAGGCAGGAUUCCUGCAGUCCUCAUGGAGACUGUGUGGAGACUGUAGGAAACUACACCUGCAAGUGUCAUCCUGGUUUCUCCGGCCCAAGCUGUGAGGCUAUUGCAUGCAACCAUUUGGCAGAUCCAGCUCACGCCUCUCAACUCUGUUUCCACCCCUUUGGGUCCGAUCGUUUCAACUCUUCCUGCCUUUUCAGCUGUGAACUCGGCUUCCGCUUGGUUGGCGAGUCCCAACUGUUCUGCCAAGCCAGUGGACAUUGGAGCCAACCACUUCCUCUGUGUCAAGUUGAACAGUGUCCAGAUCUCAGCCACACUAAGUUCAGCGGUGGACCAAUGAUCUGCAGACACCCGGUCGGACCUCACAGCUACAACUCCACCUGUGAGUUCAGGUGUUAUGAAGGCUUCGACCUCAUUGGAGAGAACCUGACACGCUGUGAUCACAGCGGCCAAUGGACGGCCAGCGUCCCAGCAUGCACAAUAAAAAAGUGCCCCGCCAUUUUCCCUCCGGUUUCUGGAAACAUGGCGUGUGUGGGCGCCGUGGAGCCUUUUUCCUUCGGCUCUCAGUGUAACUUCACCUGCCAGGAUGGAUUCUACCUGACCGGAGACGACACGCUCGCCUGUCUGGCCUCAGGACGGUGGAGCAAACCCACACCUACAUGCACAGUGGUGCAGUGCAGCAGUAUAAAGGCUCCGCUUCACGCACAUAUGCAAUGCAAAGACCCUGUAAAGGAGCACAGCUAUGGCUCGACGUGCAUCGUACAGUGUGAACACGGAUUUGAUCUGAUUGGUGCAAACAUGACAGAAUGUUCUUCUCACGCCAACUGGAGUCAUGCACUUCCUAACUGCAAGGCUAAGAGAUGCAAUCCCAUUAAAUCUCCUCCUCACGGUUCCCUCUCCUGCUCCGACCCAAACGGUUCCUUCAGUUUUGGUUCUCGAUGUACAGAAAAGUGUGAUGAAGGAUUUCUACUCAAUGGGACGUCCAGCUUUGAGUGCACCUCGCUGGGCGUGUGGAGCGCAGACAUGCCAAGCUGCUUGGCUAAGAGAUGUCCCACACUGAACUCUACUGCUCAUGGCUCCUUAAUUUGCUCUGAUCCUCAUGGAAACUUCAGUUUUGGUUCUCGCUGCAGGUCAGCCUGUGAGGAGGGCUUUAUUUUGGCUGGGACAGCUGAAACUGAGUGCACCUCUUCAGGCACAUGGAGCUCAGACGUCCCGCGCUGCUUGGCUAAGCGUUGCUCUGGACUAAAAUCUCCUCCUCACGGCUCCUUAAUUUGCUCAAAACCUCAUGGAGAGUUCAGUUUUAGAUCUCGGUGCACGACCACCUGUGAGGAAGGAUUUAUUCUAAAUGGGACAGCUGUCACUGAAUGCACCUCUCUGGGCACGUGGAGCACAGAUAUCCCACACUGCUUGGCUAAGAGAUGUCCCACACUAAAAUCUCCUCCUCAUGGCUCCUCAAUUUGCUCGAAACCUCAUGGAGAGUUCAGUUUUGGUUCUCGGUGCACGACCACCUGCAAGGAAGGUUUUCUUUUAACUGGGACAGCUGACACUGAAUGCACCUCUGCAGGCAAAUGGAAUGAAGAUAUCCCGCAAUGCACAGCUAAGAGAUGUCCCACACUUAAAUCUCCUCCUCAUGGCUCCUUAAUUUGCUCUAAACCUCACGGAGAGUUCAGUUUUGGAUCUCAGUGCACAACUACAUGUGAAGAAGGCUUCGUUUUAAACGGGACAGCUGACACUGAAUGCACCUCUGCAGGCACAUGGAGCACAGACAUCCCACACUGCUGGGCUCUUCAGUGCCCCCUACUGGCUGAAACAUCGCAGCAUGGGACGAUGAACUGCAGUCACCCAAACUCUCCUUUCAGUUAUGGCUCAACCUGUGACUUUGCAUGCAGUGAAGGUUUCUGGUUGAGAGGAACACCGACGAUGACGUGCAACACCUCCGGCCUCUGGAGCCAGAAUCCACCCACCUGUCAGCCUGUACAGUGUGAAACCAUCAGCGCUUUGCCUUCAUCCCUGUCUAUGAACUGCUCCCAUCCUCUGGGGGAUUUCAGCUUUGGCUCUCAGUGUGUUUUCACCUGUGAUGAGGGAUUUUCAAUGAACGGAACGUCAAUGCUGGUUUGCUCCUCGACUGGAUUUUGGAGCAAUAGUCCGCCCAGCUGCACAGGUAUGUCCUUGGGGACGGCCAUGCUGAUGUAUACUGGAGUUGGUGCAUCCUCUGCUGUUCUGGUCCUGAUCCUGAUUGGACUGGUUUUGUUGGUCAUGUGGCAAUUUAGGAAAAGAGGGCCUCCAAUCAUGGCUGAGGAUCAAGCAUGGGAAGAAACAGAAAACCCAGCAUUUGAGUUUUAAUUACGUUAUUUUGUCUUUUCUGAGAUCUGAUUUUGCUUAAUGCUACCUACUAUUAAUUACAUGAGACAAUCGGUAGUCACUUAAAACUAGAAGGCUCUUGAGGAACUCUGGGAAUUUUCAAGGAACUUUUAGUUAGUUUUCUGUAGACGCAAAAAAAAAAAAAAUACCUGAGUGGCAGCUGUGAGGUAAAAGUACUUUACUGGUGAAAGGUCAGAGAAUACCAAGAUUGCUUCAAGUUGACAGGAAAGACACAGUAAAUACAUUUCUUUAUAGCAGACGUGUGCCAACAAUGACAACUGUGGCUAUAGUGGACACAGGCCCAUCGUAAUUGGAGAGUAUAAGACUGGAAAAGCGUUGCCUGGUCUUGAAACUGACCUAACUGACCCUUUAUACCUUUGUUCACACUUUGUCUUAUUCAUUGUAUUUUGAAAACCUAUUUGGCAUUAAAUCAUGGUGUUCUUUUGAACAAUUGAGGAGAUAUUAUUGCACAUUUUAGGGAUUUAAAAAAAAAUGUAUGUCACAUUUGACUUUCUUCUGACAGAAAUAUGCACAAAUGACUCCCUGUUUGCCUAUUGCAGGAACAUCUAAAUAUUAUCUGCUGUUUUGGGGGGUUAAAAAAUAUUCUCAGAUUAUAACGAAGCGUUCAAAGUGGAACCCUAAAUGACACAAAAGAGUUUCUCAAGGCUCUUCUACUUCUAAGAGUGUAUUCAUUGUAUAAUAGUUGUUCCAAAAUGCUCAUUUCCAUUUUUACUCAAUCCUUAGUAUUUAUAUGACUUGUGUGCAGCUUUUGCUUCAUGUCCUGCUUGUAUACUGCUUAACUGACAAUAAACUAUAAACAAUU